Miscanthus lutarioriparius is the source of this 1260-nucleotide messenger RNA. NCBI's taxonomy places the organism in Eukaryota, Viridiplantae, Streptophyta, Magnoliopsida, Poales, Poaceae. The record is from the annotation of a GenBank genome assembly.
AUGCAUGAUCCAUACCAAACUCAAAAGCAACAAAGAGGGCACAUGGAAGGCGAUGAAGACCGUGUUAAACAAAGCCAAGCAAAUCAAGACAAGUUAAGGUGCGGAGCAAGAGGACUUAUGGAUUGUCGGGCCAAAGACAAAGUGGACAUGCCCGAACAUCAUGAAGAAAUUUCGAAACACGUGAACGUGUCAAAAAUCCACUGGAGAAAUCUUUGUAGGAUGAUCCCCGUACAGGAUGACAUCAGAGGUGUGACAUCAUCCCAGAUAUUUCUAGUUGUACUAACCAUGCCCAGAGAAUUAUUGUCUCGUUUCUUGCUAACUAACACAUCUGAAAAAAUUUCACAGUGCCCAAUUGUUAUCGUGGUCUACUUGGAGCUGUGCAGCGACAGCCCGCGGUUCCUUGACGGGACGUCGCGCCACGACGUCGUAGGGUGGUGGGCGACGACGCUGAGGGAGGCGUUCCGAGCCUUCCACGAGGAGUUCGCGGUCUGCAGCCAGGGCGAGCACGGCGUGGACGCGCCCGCCGCCACGGCCAUCGUCGCGCUGGUGCACGAGAGGUAUCUCGUCAUCGGCAACUGCGGCGCCUCCAAGGCCGUGCUAUCCCGGGACGGCGAGCUCGUGGAGCUCAGUUCCGAUUCCGAGCACAUGGCAAACAGGAGGAGAGAUGAGAACAAGAGCGUGGACAACGCCGGCGGCGUCCGCGUGGCCGAGGCCACCUCGAAGCUCACCACCGCUCCGCGGACUACUACCGGCUCGUCAGUGAGCUCAGUGCCGGCACCGGCGGCGGCCGCGGACGUCGUCGACGUGGUGGCGGUGGAAUGGGAGGCGUGCGACGAGUUCCUCAUCCUGGGGAGCGCAGCGCUCUGGGACACGGUGACGCCGAGGGCGGCGUGUGCCCACGUCCGGCGAAGGCUGGGGAGGACCUCACGGGUCACCAUGCCGUGGGAGACACGCAUCACCGAUGCGGAGGGCUCACCGACGCUGCUCGCCGAGGAGCUCGCCAAGAAGGCGGUGCAUGCCGGCAGUUGGGACAACGUCAGUGUCGGCCUCGUUGUGUUCAGGGACUUCUGGGCUGCAGGGUGCACGCAGUCUGGCAGCAACCCUCAAGCCUCCUUGAAUGAUGAAGGACCAAGUGCCAUUCAGGAUCCUGUAGCCGAAACGGCAACUGAAGAAACAGCAGGCGCUAGCCAAGAGAAGGUUCGCCGGUCCACUCGUCAGACUCGCCCAUGUGGCCGGUACGUGGGGCCCGAGUGGCAGUGA